UGAGAAGACCCCAUGACCACCCCAGCGAACGAAAAGGACUCUCCGCCUUUCUCACAACACGGGAGAAGCUCGCAUUUAUGGGCUUGAUAGGGUCGGCCACAUCACAAGCCUUCAAUGCCUCCACCAACUUGAAACCCCGAACAGCUUUUCUUGCAUCCAUAGAUCACACAUUUUCGCUUCCUCGCCCACCCUCGUCCCUCCCACCACAUUAAAACCCGCCCAAGUUUGGAUCUUGUAAGUCCCAGGUAAUCGUCAGCUAUGUGAGAGCUUGAAGGAGCUCAACCACCGCUUUGCCGUGCCAACUAACAAUGCUGGCUCUUUCUCUACCGGGCGCGGGCUUUACUUGAUUGGAACUUGGACGAGCUGAGGAGAAAAAGGGUGAGAGAUCUGAUUGGUCAUCAGUAACUUUGGAGCCUCCGACACGGAAGUAUUUAUUUGCCUUUUCUAAAUACUUUUAGGUGGGGUUGAUGAGCAGACCCGACGGCAAUUACCAAGGCAACUGCCAGUGUUUUGCUCCUUUCGGUGUUUAAUUUGGUCAGACAAAGGUGGAGUGGGGCGAUUGAGGCGUUUUACUACCGAUUUAUGCUUGAAAGCUGUGAUCUUUGGCUGUUUCCUUGUGGAGAGAUCUACAGUUGGUUUGGUCAGAAAGCGAGGUAGAAAAUAUCUUGGGCUGAGAUACUACGUCGAAGAGCUGUCAUUUGCCCGUUGGAAACCAUCUCUCAGCAAAUAUUAUUACUUGCCAAAUUAGUCGUUUGAGCGAAUUGGAAGUUCUCUGUGUUUGCUGCUCGAAAGAAGAUGGUUGGCACUGUCGAAAUUAAUCAUAGUUCUGUCAACUCGAAUGGAUCCCGUCACAAUUCCAAUGGAGCUGAAGAAAGGCUAGAUGAGCUCCGCCGUCUCCUUGGCAAGACUGAUGGUGAUCUGCUUAAGAUUGUUGGUGUAGGGGCUGGUGCCUGGGGCAGCGUGUUUGCUGCCCUCUUGCAGGAUGCAUAUGGUCAUCUUCGCGAUAAGGUUCAGAUUAGAAUAUGGAGACGGCCUGGCAGAUCAGUUGACCGUUCCACAGCGGAGCAUUUGUUCGAGGUUAUCAAUUCACGGGAGGAUGUUUUGAGGCGUUUGAUCAGAAGAUGUGCGUACUUGAAGUAUGUGGAGGCAAGGCUCGGUGAUCGAACACUGUAUGCGGAUGAGAUAUUGAGGGAUGGAUUUUGCUUAAACAUGAUUGAUACCCCACUUUGUCCAUUGAAGGUUGUAACGAAUUUGCAGGAGGCAGUGUGGGAUGCAGAUAUUGUGGUUAAUGGUUUGCCGUCUACGGAGACUAGGGAGGUAUUUGAGGAUAUCAGUAGGUAUUGGAAGGAGAGGAUUACUGUUCCAAUUAUUAUCUCUCUUGCAAAGGGUAUAGAAGCGGCUCUAGAUCCUGUCCCACGUAUAGUAACACCUACUCAGAUGAUCAAAUGUGCAACUGGAGUUCCAAUCGAGAACAUUCUCUAUCUUGGGGGUCCAAACAUUGCUUCAGAGAUUUACAACAAGGAAUAUGCUAAUGCUCGAAUCUGUGGAGCAGAGAAGUGGAGAAAACCUCUUGCCAAGUUCUUGCGGCAGCCACAUUUCAUUGUGUGGGAUAACAGCGAUCUAGUCACUCAUGAAGUGAUGGGUGGCUUGAAGAAUGUUUAUGCUAUUGGUGCUGGAAUGGUAGCAGCUCUAACAAAUGAGAGUGCAACAAGCAAAUCAGUAUACUUUGCCCACUGCACUUCUGAAAUGAUAUUUAUUACUCAUCUGUUGGCCGAACAACCAGAAAAACUAGCUGGUCCUUUGUUAGCCGAUACAUAUGUGACCUUAUUAAAGGGUCGGAAUGCAUGGUAUGGACAAAUGCUGGCCAAGGGAGAACUGAGUCUUGACAUGGGUGACAGCAUAAAAGGAAAAGGAAUGAUUCAGGGAGUCUCUGCAGUUGGUGCAUUUUACGAGCUACUUAGCCAGUCUAGCUUAAGUGUGUUGCAUCCUGAGGAGAAGAAACCCGUUGCUCCGGCUGAGCUGUGUCCCAUCCUCAAAACCCUUUAUAAAAUACUGAUUAGAAGGGAGUGUCCUUCACAAGCUAUUCUUCAAGCGCUACAAGAUGAAACUAUGAACGAUCCUCGUGAAAGGAUAGAGAUAGCUCAGAGUCAAGCUUUCUACAGGCCAUCACUUCUCGGUCAACGUUAACAUAAACCGUUGAUGGUUACAAAACUAAAAUAUCAAAAGCGAAGUCUUGCUGGUCAUGUUGGAGCUGAUACUGAGAUUUUAUUGCUUUGGUGGCAUGCUAAAUGUUUGAUGAGAGAAGCUAAAUGGUUAAAGAAUGUAAAUUUCUCCAUCAUGUAAUGGGCUGCUUCUGCAUAAAAUCGAGUAAACUUGCGAUGCGAGUGGGGUGUUUAGUUGUACUUUAUGAAUAAUUAUAAUUCAUUUAUAUCAAGUUGUGUUUAGUCAAAGAAUAGAAA
Messenger RNA from Musa acuminata AAA Group (dessert banana), 2459 nucleotides. Its product is annotated as probable glycerol-3-phosphate dehydrogenase [NAD(+)] 1, cytosolic. Lineage: Eukaryota; Viridiplantae; Streptophyta; Magnoliopsida; Zingiberales; Musaceae. Gene Ontology annotation, biological process: carbohydrate metabolic process; glycerol-3-phosphate catabolic process. Gene Ontology annotation, cellular component: glycerol-3-phosphate dehydrogenase (FAD) complex; cytosol. The record is from RefSeq and is a predicted model, not a curated record. Gene Ontology annotation, molecular function: glycerol-3-phosphate dehydrogenase [NAD(P)+] activity; NAD binding. The transcript has 6 exons. The coding region runs from base 796 to 2187 and encodes 463 amino acids.